CUCACUUUUUCUUAAUCACUAUCACGUAUUGCUUUUUAUGGGUUGUCCCAAAAAAAUGGAGUUCAUUCUUAAAAACCCUCGUUUGUUUACGUCAUAUAGUAACCUCUGGUGCGACACUGCAUCAGCCAGUCAGUUUCUUCGCGGCAGUAGACGAGAAUAAGAAAAGGGGCCACAAUGAGCGAAGACAAAGCAGAAGCGAAGAAGAGCGGCGAGGACACAGUCGCCAUCACGACCUACGAUGACCUGAACGACCUCGCAGGCUCACAGGACAUAAGGACGCUCCUAAUCCUCGUCUUGAUCUCCUUCGGAACAUUUAUCAACCCACUUCAGACAAUUAAUUACCAGUUCUUGGGUGCCACUCCGGACUACUGGUGCCACGUAGCCCCUCUGGUGGAUGCCAACUGGACUCAAGACCAGAUCUUAAGUCUAGCUAUUCCCAAUGGGAAUAGCAGUAGUCAGCGCAGUAGUUGUGUCAUGUACGACUACAAUUAUACCUUAGCGGCUGAGUUGGGCUUCGAAGUGGCUUCCUCGAGUCCAGAGUUUUCCCUUGAGGAUGGCGAGGAGGUCAGGACAGUCAAGUGCUCCUCCAGAGACUUCGACAGGAACCAGUACGAGUCUACGGUCGUGACGGAGUGGGAUCUGGUAUGCGAGCGCCGUGUCCUGUACUCGACGACUCAGGCUGUCAGUCAAGUGGGAACUCUGCUGGGUUCCCUCGUGGUCGGCUACCUCUAUGAUGUGAUCGGCCGUCGCCCAGUCGUCCUCCUGAGCUCUACCCUCUUCACUAUUUCGGGGUUCUUAGCGGCUGUUUCCCCUACGGUCGAAUUUUACAUCUUCAUGAAGACUAUCAUUGCCUUUAUGGCUUCGGGAAUUUAUCUUGGCUGCUUCGUGUUGGUUAUGGAGUUGUGUUCCUCUCGCCAUCGUUCUACCGUAUCUGUCAUGUUCGUGGUACCCUGGGCCCUCGGCUACAUGGUACUACCAGGCAUCGCUUACCUAGUAAGGACUUGGUACUGGCUACAAGUGGCGCUUACGGUUCCCGCUCUUUACACUGUCUCUUACUUUUGGCUGCUCCCAGAAUCCCCACGUUGGCUGCUGGCGAAGGGAAAAUACGAAGAAGCUCUCAACGUGUUCAAAUGGCUCGCGAAGAUCAACGGAAGAACUCUGCCACCUGACGAAAUUCUCCUGCAGGAUAUCAAGAACUUAGCAACCUUGGACGACAAGGAGAAGCCGAAAGCGGACCAAGAGGCUCAGGAGGACCUCGCCGCCCGAGUCCUGGCCGCCGUGAAGGAGUUCUUUGCCCUCGUGACCACCGCGGGCCUCAGGGGAAGGGCGGCGGUCGUCUUCUUCUGCUGGUUCGCGAGCUCGCUCAUCUACUACGGCGUCGCUCUCAACGCCACGAAUCUGAGCACCGACCCUUACAUAUACAUGUUCUUAGGCGGCCUGCUUGAGAUCCCUUCCUACGUGUUGCUGUGGCCAGCUAUCAUCUACCUCGGAAGGAAGAAGUCGCUUGUGGGGCUCUACCUCGUGUGUGCUGUCUCCAUCUUCGCCGUUAUGACUGUCCUGAUUGUGACUCCUGGAGAAACUGGCACUUUGAUGAUCUUCCUGUCGCUGUGUGGAAAGCUCGCCAUCACAGCAGGCUUCCAUCUGGCAUACAUCUUUACCGCCGAACUUUUCCCAACGAGUUACCGCUCCCUCGCCGUGGGUCAGGCCAACGUCUGUGCUAGAAUCGGGAGCACGUGUUCGCCGUACAUCAAUGAUAUUUUGGGUGUUGUAACCGUAUGGGCCCCGUCCGCCGUCUUCGGAUCCUUGGCUCUGAUGGCUGCCGGUCUAGCUGCUUUACUGCCAGAAACCAAAGACUGCGAUCUUCCCGAAACGAAUGAAAUCCCACAAAGUCGCCAAAGGAAAAAUUCGCAAGAUUCCGCCGAUUCCUUGGAAAUGAAAACCGGAGUACCGAAUUGCAGCUUCGAGCCGGACAUCGACCAGAGCGUAACGGACACUGGGCGUUCGUGAUUCCGGAUACAGAUGUUGUUUUAUUUUGUCUUGCAAAUUAUCUUUAACAAUACGUAUAUAGAAGGAAGUUACUGUGAUAGUUUUAUGUCAUUUGAAGUAUUUCAUAAAAGGAAAAGUAAGCAGGAUAACGUAAACUGCCAAAGGAUUAAACAACGAAGGACUGUAGAUCCGUUAUUGUACAAAUACAUAAAGUGUUUUUAAUGUUAAAUAGCACUCACCUUAUAAAUAUGUACUUAUAGAUAUGUACAAAUGUCAUAUUUGUUUGUGGCUGGACUACGCUGACUGUACAGGAAAAUAUUUUGUGUUAAAUCAGUUUUGUUUAAACUGUAGAUUUCGAAUUGUUUUAAAAUACAUUCACGUCUGGCAGUAUUUUUUAAAACAGGCAGUAAAGUAUCGGUUCGCAAAAGAGGGUAUUUUGUCACAGGUUGGAAAAGGUGUUUCUGAACAUGAUGGAGAACUGAACACCGGUGAAGGAGUGAUUGUAGGUCGUGAAAUGCUAUAUGUAAAGUGAAAGUGCCCUCGAGGAAUGCACAAGAGUUGAGAAUUUAUUGAUGUUCUUUGAAUAUUUUUAAAGGAUAGCCUUUUUUAUACGUCAUCCUGAACUUCGGGUAUCAUUUAAUCAAUGCUUCAUUUUGUGUUGUGGGAUGUGUUUUCGUGAGAGUGUGUGUGUGUGUGUGUUUAUAGAGAAACCUUUGUCUAUUUACCCUCAAAGUUCCUAAUAUUAGUUCCGAACCUUAGAAACUACUUACCUCUGUUGAUUGAUUUAGAAUAAUUAGGUAAUACCUAUUACAUAAUGAAAUAUUUUAUGAACACCUUACUAAAUGUGUUAUAUGUUGUAAGCUUUAUGUUGUUUUGUAUGUUUCUUUAUGAAAUUGUUAAGAUCAUUAGAGUAAAAUUACUGGAGUCUA
Molecule: messenger RNA, 2915 nt
Organism: Penaeus indicus
Lineage: Eukaryota; Metazoa; Arthropoda; Malacostraca; Decapoda; Penaeidae
Product: organic cation transporter protein-like
Exons: 12
Coding region: 175-2007 (610 amino acids)
Biological process (GO): transmembrane transport
Cellular component (GO): membrane
Molecular function (GO): transmembrane transporter activity
Source: RefSeq, a predicted model, not a curated record